AUGUCCGCCAAGGCCAUUCAAUACCUGCUACCCUUCACUUUCAUCUUCGCCAUCUAUGCCAUCGCUAUAUUUGGGAAGCAGAAUGGCUUCUUGGGCAUGCUCGAUCAGAACGUUGAAAAUGGCACGCUGCCUGAAACGGACGAGCGCUUGAGAACAACCUUCACUGGUGUGCAUGCGGUGGACCAUCUACUUACUACGUUGGUCUCCUUCUUCUGGCCAGUCGUCGAUGGCAGUUCGCCCAGCCUGUCGCUACACGGCUUGAAUUUCGCUGGGGCCCUUGGUGCAUUGUGGGUGUUGAUUCUGCUGGAGUCGUUCCGGCCCGGGAAUAAAGCCCGUUUGGUGUUGUACCCCGUUAUAUUCGGCCUGCUCUUCCAGCUGAUAACAUUGGGCAUCGCCAUCCCCAUAUACGCCGCUCUACACCUCUACACAUCAAGGACACUCUCCAACCCAACCCGCCAGACCGUCACUAUCCGCCCCUCCUCCCUCACAGGCGUGAAACUCAUUCCAUUUAGCGUAACACUGGGCUACCUUCUCCCGUCCAUUUUCCUUACACUCCCCGAAAGCACUUGGCUCCCUCUCCAAUCGACACAAGAACGCAUCGCCUUCUGGCAGCCCUGGCCCAUCUGGGUAUGGCUCAUCCACUCCGCAACCACCAGGAUCACAACCGCAUUGCUCCGCUCCAACAGAGCCCUAUCUGCCAAGCAGACCCUCUCCACCCUCCGGUGCGUCUACGCUUUCGCCUUCGCCCUUGCCGCUGUAUCGCACAUCGCCACAUGGUCUCUGUCUUUCACCACAAUGAUUUUUCCUAUCUUGUUUGCGCGCGACUUCGCAGCCGCUUUGCACCCUGCGCGCGUAUUUUUGAACACUAUGCCCUGGUCGGGCGCGCGGGCCAAGUCGUGUGGUGAGAGUGUGCUCUGGAUUCUGCAGUGGGAUCAGCUGCUAGGGACCGGUUGUCUACUGCUUUGGGCUAUUUCUCUGUAUGUGGCGGCGCAUCAGGCUCGAAAGCUCAGUGUUGGAUGUAUAGGGCUGGGGGUUAAGGUGGCUUGGCUGUGUGCUGUUUCUGGCGUGGCUGGCGCCGUGGUGGAGCUGAUGUGGGAGAGGGAUGAGUUGGUGCUUCAGGGGCAGCCGGAGGAGCAGGGAGCGCAGAGUGAGCCUGGAAAAUCCAACAAAAGGUGA
Paracoccidioides brasiliensis Pb18 is the source of this 1176-nucleotide messenger RNA. RefSeq lists its product as uncharacterized. The record is from RefSeq and is a predicted model, not a curated record. The transcript has 2 exons. Bases 1 to 1176 code for a protein of 391 amino acids.